AUGUCCUCCUACUCGGACGCUCAACCACAACACUCGAGUGUUCCUCCUUCUGCCCAACCAUACCAAUCCUUAUUUGGGGGUUCCAGUCAGGGUACUGUCGACCAAUCUCGGUACCCGUAUUCUCGAGAAGAUGAAACCCUAAAUCAACUCGACGGCUACGCUACGGCGACUGGUGGCCCGAGUGCUGAAUAUGAUGCAUCCGAUGAUGAUCUAGAUUACAUACAAACUAGUGAAAGGGAAACAUCAAACUCUCCAAGGGGAUAUUAUUCCGUCGCCAAGACUUUACCUGAUCGCCACGGCAAAUCUACACCGAGGACACGGGAAAGUAAAACUUCGAAGUCGCCACCUCCAUAUCGCCCUAACAGGUUCCAUGGACCGGCGCAUCUAUGGCUGAGUUUGACACGAGACGACAGGGAAAUAGUCGAAUCUUUAGAUGGGGUUCGUGCGAGGGAUCUGGCAGCUCAUUUGUACAAUGCCCAUAUGCUACAGUCGCAGGGCGUUGCGAAUUUGGAAAGUGGGAAUGUGGAUCAAAUGGAUGAGAGUGAAUCGAACCAUAAUGAAUCAGAUAACGCCAAAAUACCCAACAUGCUGGAAGAAUGGUCAGCCUGGCCAAUGUCUAGUGACGAAGUCCCUCGCGCUGGUGAGCGUCUCCGACGGCUAGAAGACGACAGAUGGACCUUUAGAAUGAAGUCAGACCCGCGGCCUAGCGCAGAGCUUGAAGAGUGUAUCAUAGCGCUAUUACUGAGAACAGCGAAAGAACGGUUUAAUUCCAGGGAAUGGGACUCGCUAGCCGUUCCAGACAGGAAAGGCGGUGCUCAGUCAGAUACUGAUGGAGGUGUAUCUGGUAUCGAAGGAGAUCUGAAAGCCAGCGAGCGGAGCGAGGGUGAUGGCUUCUCUACAACGGAGUGGGAAAGUGAGCAGGAAACUGCGCGCUCACACCUUCGCCCAGUGGUCCAAUUAGAUGAUGACGAAUCGCGGCGAAAACUACGACCACUUGCUCGAAAUGUGAUCACCCACUUCGAGACCUUGCUCAUGGGACUUCAUCGUUUCCAUGGAGCAUCAUACUCCGAUGAUGGUCGGUCAACCCGAAGCCGGUCAAGAGGUAGAAAACGAGCGCGGAGCUCAUCGUUGGCGUCCGAUAUGAGUAGUGUCUAUUCCAGGGACACACCAACAGAAGACAGCCAUACCGAUGCAGAUAGCAUUCAUGGGCGUGCGUCAUCUUCCAGGAAAAGAUCUAUACAAGCACUAGAGCGAAGCUAUUCUAGAGGCCGCAAGCGCAUACGGCGAACAUCCCAGUCAUCACAGCAGAGCAAUGCUCAUACCAAGAGUAACUCAAGACCAGGAUCACGCUCUAAUUCUAGAAUCAGUAAUGGCCGAUCUGGGCUGACAGAUUGGAAAGAUGUCGCAGGUAUUGCCUCCAUGAUAGAGUUGCCGCCUGCCGUCCUUCGGCGUGCCGUUCGGCGAUUCUCCGCCCUGGUCGGCGAGAAUAUGGAAUUUCCAAUGAUCCCUGAAAACCCUGGCCCACAGUUUAUGGAGAGUGUGCUCGAGUGGACCUCUACACAAGGCGGCUUGGCCCUGGUAGGACUGCUCUCAAGUCUGCUAGCAAGGCAUCAUCUCCCAGAGACAGUGGCGCAAACAGCGAGCAGAACUUGGUGUGCCCCUUCAAGAAAUGUAAUCGCCAUACGAAAGGGUUUUCUCGACGAUGGAAUUUGA
Messenger RNA from Aspergillus versicolor CBS 583.65, 1713 nucleotides. RefSeq lists its product as uncharacterized. The transcript has 2 exons. NCBI's taxonomy places the organism in Eukaryota, Fungi, Ascomycota, Eurotiomycetes, Eurotiales, Aspergillaceae. Bases 1 to 1713 code for a protein of 570 amino acids. The record is from RefSeq and is a predicted model, not a curated record.